GCGGGAGGGGGGGCCGCCUUCCAGGUGGGAAAGCGGGGCUGGUUGGAAGGGGUGGAUCGCACCUGCUGGGGACGCGUUCGUCGGCGAAGAGCUGCUACCAUGAGGUUAAAUCAGAACAUCUUGCUGCUGGGAAAGAAGGUGGUGCUGGUACCCUACACCCCAGAGCAUGUGCCUAGGCCGACCCUCCGUCCCUGCAGGUACCACGAGUGGAUGAAAUCAGAGGAGCUGCGGCGUUUGACAGCCUCCGAGCCUCUGACCCUGGAGCAGGAGUAUGUGAUGCAACACAGCUGGCGGGAAGACGCAGACAAGUGUACCUUCAUCGUGCUGGAUGCAGAGAAGUGGCGGGCCCAGCCAGGUACCGGCGAAGAAAGCUGCAUGGCGGGAGAUGUGAACCUCUUCCUCACGGAUCUAGGGGACCCCUCCUUGGGGGAGAUUGAGGUCAUGAUUGCAGAGCCCAGCUGCAGGGGCCAGGGCUUGGGCACCGAGGCCGUCCUCAUGAUGAUGUCUUAUGGAGUGACCAAGCUAGGUGUGACCAAGUUUGAGGCUAAAAUUGGGCAAGGAAAUGAACCGAGCAUCCGGAUGUUCCGAAAGCUUCACUUUGAGCAGGUGGCUGUGAGCAGUGUCUUCCAGGAGGUGACGCUCAGACUGACGAUGAGUGAGCCGGAGCGGCAGUGGCUUCUCGAGCAGACCAGCCACGUGGCAGAGAAGCCCUACAGAGCUGGGGCGUCGGAGGCCCGUUGACAGCCGGCCUUGCGGACCAGCCACCCUGUGUGGAUGGGGGUGUGAGACCAGAGCCCUGCAGCAGGCAAACAGGGGGGGCCUGUGGGGCACAGUGCUCUGGCCUUGCUCCAGCCUGGGACUCUCCUCUUGGGGCCCUUCAGACUCCGGGCUGGGCUUGCCUUGGCCUCCCUCUGGCUGGCCUUGUGGCUGAGCCACUCCAGGGCCAGCCCCUCCUCCUGGCCAGACCUGGACUCAGACUCUUGGAGUCUGGAGCGGACGGCAUGAAUCCAUGGGAAGAGGCAGGGUGGAGGUGCAGCUGGAGACGAGGGGGCGCCUGGUGAAUGGGCAGGACCUCCCUUUCCCCUGGAGGGCCAGAGGGGCCGCCGAGGCUCUGGCCGGGAGUAAAGCGCACUGCACACAGCUCGCCCUGUUCUCUCAUUGGGCCCGUGUGGAGCUGAGCUGCCAGGAGGGCCAGCCUGCGGCAUCUGGUCUGGCGUCGUAGGGGCAGGGGAGGGGUAGCUCGGCCCUCUGUCAUCCAGCAGAAGCAGGUGGGUGUGACCCCGCGAGGUCUGGAAAUGAUUGAGUUCGGCCCUGAAGGACAGACAGGUGGCUUGGAAAGUGGGCGAGUGUCCUUGCUCCUUUCUCUUUGGAGCCAGUUUCGAGGGUGGAGUAAGUUAGUUUUGGAUGCAGCUCCAUGUGGCUGGAGUAUCCGCCCUGCUGAUGAAGCUUUGGGCCUCCUGCUCAGUUGCAGGGUCUUCCGAAGGAAGCGGAGGCCGCUGAGCGGCGUCCUCCUGAGGGCACCUGCGUCCUCGCUCUCCACGCCUCAUCCCUCCGCCUCUGGGAGCAGCCGCACCUGCGAAGGCCACUGGGGGGUGCCAGAGGCACAGGUUCGGAUGAUUAAGCUGCUUGGCAACCGGGGCUUAACAGGCAGAGCCGGGCCAGG
This is a messenger RNA of Balaenoptera musculus (blue whale), 1663 nucleotides long. RefSeq names its product N-acetyltransferase 9 (putative) (gene NAT9). The transcript is spliced from 7 exons. Gene Ontology annotation, biological process: protein acetylation. Lineage: Eukaryota; Metazoa; Chordata; Mammalia; Artiodactyla; Balaenopteridae. Gene Ontology annotation, molecular function: N-acetyltransferase activity. The coding region runs from base 100 to 741 and encodes 213 amino acids. The record is from RefSeq and is a predicted model, not a curated record.